CUGAAAUCGAGACUUGCACAAUUCGCUGAGUGUUUCUGCCCACUCUCAUUCUGCUGCUGCUCCUCUCAGCACAGACCGGCUGCCUUCCCUCCCCAGCCGCACAGUAAGAAAGAGAGCCACCACAUUGCUGGAAACCCACCUCUGAUCCUGUUACAGCCUCACCUUGAAACCACCAGGAUCCUUGCUGUGAACCCUCCUCAUUCAUUCGUUAGCCCCAUCUGCUUCUCCUGAGGAUGAGUGGGGAUCAAGUUCACAACGACUCACAGGUAAGUAAGACAACCCCCCUUUAAACCCUGAGAGUUGACCCCAAACCACAUGGCAGAGCAGAUCUACAGCAAGCCCCCCUCGACCCCCUCCCUUUAUCCCUAAAUCGAGAUGCCUUAGGAAGCCAUAUAGUCUGUUAUGUACUAAUGUUUAACCUGGGGAAAAGGCAAAGACAAUCCUAUAUUCUUAAACCACACAUUAAACCUUUUUCCAAGGAAAAAUAAACCCUCCCUGCCACACGAUCCUCACCUCCCAAGCUUUAAAUAAGCCUGUUCCCAUUCUAAUGUUUAACACACUCGAGAGAAAAAAAAUGUAUCCAGUUUUAUAUAACCUGAAUCACUCCAACUUCCUUUUUACUGGAACCCCCUCUUCGGUAGAUCCUGUAUCCUGCUUUUUAAACUUCAUUUAGAGAGAAACCUCAUCCCCAUAACACUGUGUCCCCUAUUGUAACCCGACUAUUGCAACAUAAUUCCUAGGAAGGUACAGAUACAGUGUAACUACUUGUAAAUAGCAAGUCUUAAACAUUAAAGGAGCUAUUAAAGAUUGGGGGUACUUAAGGACACCCUAUCACUGGGAUAGGGGGGGAUACUCCAUAUACAAGUGCCUUUAUUCCUUUACUCCAAAUUCCAGUAUAUAAUAAUGGUCCUAUUAUAUAGAACAAUGAGUGUAAAUGUAUAUUUGAUUUUUUUUGGGGGGGUUGAUGUUUAAACUCCCCAAACUCUUAUCCAGGCACAUGCCCCCACCAAACUUCUGUCUACUAGGACCCCUAAGGCUGGCUGCAGCUAUAAACAGGGUGUCGUUGCAGCCCCCCUAUUUUAAUAAAGGCCCCUUUUUUGUAAGAUAAGUGUGAUUGUAUUAUUAUUUUUUGUCUUCUGUUUCCUUUCUCUAGAUUGAGGCGGAUUUUCGGGCAAACGGUGAGUGUUUUGGGGUACCCCCUUAACCCAGGGUGGUAGCUGAAGGUCUGGUGUUUAAUUUGGGGUGCCUUUUGUUGGUUUUGAUGGUGACCAGGGCCCUAUUUUUCUCCCCUUUCCUCUCCUCCCCUCCUCCCUCCUCCUCCUCUCUCUCCUUCCUCCUCUAGAAAGGGCAGACAUGGCGUCCAGAGACUAAGUCCCGUCUGCUCGCUCACCGGCCCCUUUGUUCACCUCCAGCCCCUUCAAUCUCCUUUCUCGUGGGCUACAAUCCCCGGCAGACCCCCCAUGUGCAUUAAGACCGAACUGAUCUGCCUCUCCCCGGGGUCUACGGGCUCCUUAGCCCCGGUUUUAGUGCCGCUUUCCCCGCCUGAAAGUCGGCUUUCAGUCGGUGGGGACUUAGUCUCUGCGCCAUUUUCUUUUUCUCUCCGUGUGUCUGUGAGUGAGACUGAGUCUCAGGCUGGGCCUGGGCUGCGGGUCUGACAUGGCUGCUGAUUGAAGCCUGACACCUCUCUUAUCAUGAAAACACAGCCUGACUCCUUCCCUGAAACUAGACAUUUUCAGACAUUUUAUUAAAAAGUGAAUUUGCACACAUUGUUUAGGCCAUAAAAGCCACAAUUGAAGUAGAAACAUAUUUUUUUUUUUUUUUUUUAUUUCUUUCCUAAGUCAGCUGUGUUUUUUUGUUUUGUUUUUUGUUUUUUCAAUUCUGAUAUUGUGACCCUUUUUAAAGAUUGUCACUUUGGGAUUUAUUUAGUAAAACGUUAAUGAUGGUAAAUUUAAAAAAUCAAGUGACAAAAAUAAAUUUUAAACCAAAUCUAGGGGGAAAAAGUGCCCAUGAGAGAGAGAAUAUUCACUAACUUCUCCACAGACCCUUUUUUUGCAGUUUUCGUGUAUCAGAGUUAUUUACUAAAGUGAUAUUUCAUAAUUUAAGGUCAAAGUAGCCAAAUAUAAAUAAAUAAUUAUGCCGUGUUUCCAGUUAAAUUACGUUGGCCUUAAAAUUUAAAUUCACUUUGAAUUCUCACUUUAGUGAAUAAUCUGGUGUAUCUUACUAAUAAAGGUUUUGGUUUGCCACAAAUCUUUAUACAAUGAAAUCCACAUUUAUGUUUCCAGAAGUUUGCACAAGAGCAAAUGACGCUGUCAAUUUUGGACAAUAUCAGACAUGAUUUUAUUACACUCUGUGUAUGUGAUUUAAAAUGAACUAAGAUCUAUGUCAUUUCUCAAAAUGAGUUUAUACCGAUUUGUACUUGGGACUCGUUUAAAAUGUGUGACAUGCCACCACAAUAAUGUAGAAAUUAACUUGUUAAGCUGUUCUUUUGUCUUUCUCUUGGUUUUUCUUUAACUCUUUUGAUUAGUAGUGGCCAAAAAGGUACAUUUAUCAAGACUUUAUGGUACAACUCCCUAGAUGCUUUGAAAAUCUUAUCUUGGUAAAGUAUCAAUGGUGUAGUUUUACAUUUGCGCAAUAAAAGUCCAACAAUAACUACAUCUACCCCAUCAUUAAUUCUUUAUUUUGUAGCAUAUAAGUUGCAGAAGGCAAACAGCAUUGUAAACAGGGCCACAUACUCUCCCAACAGAGUUAAUAAAGACACAGUAUAAAUAUUAGGCAGAGGUCUCAUGGCACUGUCCCAUGGUUAUGAGUCGAACCAACUAUGAACAGUUUUAUACUUACCUGGGUCCCUCAGGCACCCAUGGUCCUUCUGGUCUUCUUGAUAUCGCUAAGGUGAAAUCACAGAAUACCGAAAGGACCGAGCGACCCAGGUAAGUUUCAAACCAUUUAAAGAUGGCUUUAUUUUUUAUUUUAUUUUUUUUUGCCGUAAAAUGGCACCAGACAAUCCCUAGUACCAUAACCUCCACUACAGUCGGUUGUAUUGGUUAUAAUGUUUAAUUUCCCUUUAAAGUAUGUGUUCUGACGUAUAGGUCGUGCAAUAGUACCAUUUAAAUAUUGCUAUAUUUUAAAGCAGCUAGGUCAUUAUUACUAUUUUUGUUUGGCUUAUUUAUUCCCACUAGCCAAAGCAAUCAUCAUUUAAAAAAUAAAUAAAUUUUUCUUUGCCAGGGACAGAAGAACUAUUUUUAUUAAUACAUUUCUUUAUCAAAAUUUGGCUGUAUGGUUCUUUGUGGCCUUCGUACUCUGCCUGGUUUUGAAGUUAUGCCAAAGUAAAGUUACAGUAUUUUACAUUUUUGGCCAUUCUUCCUGUGGGAUAUGUCGCGUAGGAUAAUUGAACUUUAGAUUGGGUCUAUUGUUUAUCUUCACCCAUGGACUUUUUAUGCCCAGUUAUCCUGAGGAAAAGUUGACAAUCUGUAUCUUCAUAAAUUCCUCAUAUAGUCAUACUAGUCAACUAUGGGGUUUUAUUGAGAGUUGAUUUAAAGAGCUAAUGUUUAUUAAGGUUGCUGUGCCACUCGAGGUUUUCUGUUAUUUCUGUAUUUAUUUUACAAAGGUAACAUGUAAACUACAUGGUGACACCCGGCAUGAGAAAGAAAGCAAGGGUCUUCUUGCCUCCAGGGUUUAUUUUUUAGCAAUGCCAUCUUUUUCUCCGCUGACAUGCCGGGUGUCAUGUUUGUGCAGAUCUUCUAAUUGCCCUGGAUAUUUUGAUUUUUCAGACCUGUUCUGUCUCCAUGAGAAACCCUGUUAUGACCACACCACUCUGACAGGGCUGUUUAUUAAAGUGAGAAUUAUCCAGAAUCCAAAGUGAAUUUCAAAUUUAAGGCCAAAUAGCUGAAUUAGAAAAAAUUGGCAAUCCUUUCAGUUUGUCUAUAUUGGUCUAAAAUUUGAAAACCUUUUGAAUUCCAGAGAAUUUUCACUUGAGUGAAGAACCCUGUAAGUCCUCCCGACCUCAGUCCACCAAUCAAGUUGGAUAGCUGAAGCGACCAAUUGAUAUUUCGAUAUAGAAAUCACGAAAUAUAUUCCAUGACUUUAAAUAAUUCCUACCUUUACAACUGUAAAAUUAGAAACCUAAAAAUACUGUCAAAAUCACUCCUAGCCGACUUUAAUAAAGCACCUUAUAAUGCAAAAAAUUAUAAAGUAGUUCUUUCACCAUAAACUUACCAUUUUCCUAUUUUCUCUUUCAGAAUCUGUUCUUUUUUGUAUUUCUGAUCUAGUUCUCUUUAAAACAUAAGGUAGGGACUACUUUGUCUUGAGUAUUUUUCCUACAUUUGACAAAAGGGUGGAGCGUAAGGCAAGUUUCACCAAUUGUUAGCUUGACAAAGGAAGGGUUCCCCCUCACCUCCCCUAUGGAGAAAUAAGAUGUUUUAAACUCUCCGUUCCUCCUAUGCAGCACUGAUCUCUCUGUGGCUGGACUCCACUUCGAUGGCUGAGAUAAUCAAAUAUGAUGAACUCAGCUAAUCCAAUGCUUUACCGUAGGAAAGCUUUGUGAGGCUAUUGCGCAUGUGCGGCAAAACACCUGGCUGUGCCUUAAUCAGAAACUCGAAUCAAUGCAUCUCUAUUGGGAACGUUUAGCACCUCCAUGCAGAGAUGCUAAGUGCCAGUGCUGCAUCAGCACUGGACUAGGAAACGCCUCUAGUGGCUGUCUGAGUCACUGCCAUCAGAGGUGUUCUUGGGCACCAAUUUAAACACAGAGGAAAGGCAGUGUUUUUAAAUUAAAAAUCCUGGAGGGACAGGCUAGAGACACCAGAACCUGAUGAUUCUAACAGUGGUGACUCUAGUGUCCCUAUAAGCUCCACCCUUUUGUCACAGUUGUUAAGUGUAGGAGAAAUACAAGAGCCAGUUGAGCCACUUUGUGACCUCUGGACAUUGUAUACGGUUUAAUGCAUUUUCAUGACGUACAUCUAUUUCUAGCAUAGAGAGAUUGCUUAAAGUUUUUAUUUAAAGCGGUUCUGUCCCCACCCGGCUGAGGGGAGGAAGCCUUUGUGGGGUCCUCAAUACACGUAUAUCAAUAUUGUACUCUCACGCGUGGAAGAGAGAACAGUACUGGCAGGUGAAGCGCUAGGAGCUGAGUAGGAUGCAAUGGAAGAAGAUGACCAUGGUGGUGAGGGACAGGUGCAGGAAAGUACAAAUCGCCUUUCCCCAUGGCCACCACAGUGCAAGUGGCAAAGUCCCCAAUGGGGGUCUUUUUAACAUAUGAAAAGACACCAGAAGGCGACUACAUUAUUAUUAAGAUGUCAUUUUGUUGGCUUUGAGAUACAUCGGAAAUCACUGCACAUAUUUGCACCGGAAAACCUUUGUGAUACCUGUUGUAUAUUUUAAACAACGUCACCUUUCUUGACUUUUUGUGUUCACUGUCGUUCUAGUUGCCCCUCUUGUAGAGUCUAUGGGGGUUCCAAGUCCUCUUGUGAUCAUAAGGGUUUGUCUACUCCACUACAGCCCUAUUCUGAACAGUGUGUCUGGUGGUUUAAUAGAUGAGCACCCAUAAGGGUGUUUGUUGCAUGUAGUGGUUUACAAUAAACUUGUAUAUCCCUGUCCUCUUUCCAGUUUCCUUUGCUUUGAUCCAUAACUACUGUAUGUUUGUUCUAAGUACUAAUUCUAGUGAUGUGGAUAAGACUUUACAAAUCUAUUUAACUGCUUUUUCUUCAGGAAUAAAAAAAUAGCUAUCUCAAAUGAUAUGAUCCGUAUUACACUUAAUGAGCAGUAUUAAAGGAACACUCAAAGUACAAUGUGCGGUAGUGAUUAUAGUACUAUGAGUGACCGGGUUUACCCAUCGGCCAUUGUAAGUUGUCCAACUGUUUUAGAACAGUUUGAGUUUUCACCUGGCAUCCACCAGACGUUGCUCCAUGCCUCCACUACAGUUACAGGAAAUCCGGAACCUCUCAGAGCUAAUCUGGCUGUGUAAGGCUUAGCUCAUUGGCUGAGUGUGAUCACUUGAUUAUCUUCGCUAAUUAGCUAGCACUGCACUUCACUCACAAGAGCCAAUGGAACACUUUCCUGUCACUGUUUCCUAGUGGACACCAAGAAAGAAUCAAACCGUUCUAAAACAGUUUGACAAUUUGAACAUAUGGGUGCAAGGGCAUGGGAAGGACUACAGCACCCUAUAGUGGUUAUGAUUUUUGGAGCUGUCAUUGAAGGGUUCUAUGUGGUUAUUUGAAAGAGAUACUUAUUAACUGAGUUGGGUUCCAAAACUCGAUCAUAAGUCUGUAUGUAGGGGAGCUAGGUUCAAGACUUCUUACUCAGAUGUUAAAGAGAAAUUGUUACUUCUCUGGAAUUUACACAGUUUAAUAAAACAUUGAAAAUCUAUAACUUGUGUUUUCCAAAUUCUUUUUUUAUUUUGAAAUUUAAAAAAAAAAUUAAAAAUUGUCCCUCUCUCUUUUAUUUUUUUAUUUUUUUAUUUUUUUAAAGAACACUAUACUACACUGGCUGUAGUGUCAGAAAUACAAAAAAUGUCACGUUGAAAAGGUGAAUUUUACUCAGAUCACAUUAAAAAGGCCAUUUUACCCGCCUCUUCUCCCACUCCGGUCUUGCGCAGCUGGCUCUGUCCCCAUGGCUGAGAUUAUCAAUGGGGAGUGAUGAUUGGGAGGGUUCAGCGUAGAGACGCUGAACAUAUAGGAGCACCUCUAGUGGCCUUCUUAGUGACUGCCACGAGAGGUGUUACUAUGCAGCAUUGUAAACAUUACCUUUUUUUUUUUUUUUCUCUGGAAGUCGGUAUUUACAUUGAAAAGCCUGCAGGCACUGGCUAUAGACACCAGAACAACUACAUUAAACUAUUUACUAUUAAAGAUUUAGCAAUUUACAUGAUAAACCAGGUCAAACAUUGGAAACAAAGUGUGUAAAACAGAAACGUUGUUUCAUUUCUCCACUUCUCAGUUUUGUUCUCUAUGAUUACUGCCAGAUGCAAAGGACAAAGCGUAUAAUAGUGAUGUGACCGGAAGCUAAGAUGGAGGUGCCGAUUCACAGAAUAAUCUUUUAUUUUUAAAAAAUAUUUCCACACCUCAAGAAUACAUAUUAAAUAAAGUGAUGACUAAUCCUAAAUUGAAAAACCCAUGGACACCUAAUUGCCGUAAUUUAGAUUGGCGAUGGCCAUCCUUGUCAUACCAGAUGCCAUUUCUUGUGAUGCUCAUGCAUUCUUCAAAUUAGCAGAGGGUCGUGUGAAAUGUUGGUUUAAAACAAACAUCUAGGUUAAAAAGUUUUGCUCCCUGCUUUUUGUGAUUCCUGCGGAUGUUGUUGUUGGUAUUUAUAUAGCGCCAACUAAUUCCGCAGCACUUUACAAUAUUUUUAAGGGGAGGGGGGAAUUUUACAAUAAUUGAGACAAUGACACAGGAAUAAUAGGUAGAUGAGGGCCCUGCUCAAACGAGCUUGCAGUCUAGAGGAGGUGGGGUACAAAAACACAACAGAGCAGCAAGGGUGACAGCCACCAAACAAGGUGGAAAAGUAGCACAACUGGAGGUGAGUGGAGUGUGGCUCUUUAGGAGAGCAAGAGACCGAUAUGGAUAAGUAAAGCUAUGUUACUCUGGGAGUCCAUAAGCAUUUCUGAACAGAUGUGUUUUGAUGGACUUCUUAAACAAUUUAAGAGAGUCUGUGAGUAGGCAGGCUGUUCUAAAGGAAAGGAGCCGCCUGCGAGAAGUCCUGCAAGCACGAGUUAGCAGUAAGGGUGUGAGCAGCAAACAGGUUGUUCUGUCCCUAUUGUCACAUGGUCUGUCAUUACGUCUCCAGCUGUUUCUAAACCACAGUUCUAUGAUUCCAUGCCAUCAGUUUGUACGUAAACUUCAAAAGCAGGGCUGUAUAGUGAAAAUUCACUGAAAACUAUCUCGUCCCGUCUGACUUCUGAAUCUUGGUUUGCCCACCUAGACCUUGUUAGUUUGCUUCCCCCUAGUGUCUCCUUCAGUUAAUGCAAUGUAACUUUUUUGGCUAUGCUGUGCUUUCACGAUUGUAUUUAUUUUUUUCUAAUUUAUUUUAUGUUUGAGGUGGGUUUGUGUUAAGUGUGUUUUUUAUUUUAUUUAUUUAUUUAUUUAUUUUGCACAUAUACAAAACUUCUCUGCAGGGCUCCCUCUCUUCAGAGACACUUAACUUGCAAUUCCAUUCGAUAUAGUUUUUAAACCCGUACCAUGCAUUAGGGUGGACUUGAUCACGAUUUAAAUCACUAGUCCAUAAGACUCUAUUUGAAAUCAUGAUAUUUAAAUGUAAAAACUCAUUCUUGGUAGUUAUAAUCUUUAAUAUUUGCAGUAAGAUUACAACUUCAUAUUUAGAAUAAUAACCUGUUUGGUAAAACGGAUAUAUCAGAACUUAUUUUAGUUUAAUACAUUAAUCACUCAUAUUAACUUGCAAUCCAACCUGCUUAUAUAAUAUAGGGUGACUGAUGCCUUCAAGUAGCGUCUUUCUGCAUCUUGGGCUAUUGCCUAAAUGUGUCCCUUUGCGUCUUUUUCACUAUGCAAAGAUUGAGCACGUUUCGUUCCUUUUUAAAAAAAAUUAUUAUUUAUUUUUAAUUUUCACGGUAAUUUUUAACCAAUAGGCAAAAUCACGUGUGUUAAAAUGGACCUGCAAAGUCUUUUCACAUAAGUAGAGCCCAGUAUGUCAGUUGAAAUAAAGCUGCCUUUUGACGCUUGUCUGUUACCUUCCUACAAAAAUACUGAGAAUCACAAACUUGUAGAUUAAAAUAAGCUGUUAAAGGAAACCCUUCAUCCGUUAAAACUACCAUGCCAGACUGUCAUGCAAAAUAAUUCUAUACAAUGAUGAUAAAGGUUACAGUAUAAAAAAUGUGGUUAUGGACCAGAUUUGUACAAGCUGCAGGACACUUACUAUUGUUCUUUGUUAAAAAGAUGUGUGUGGUUUUUUGUUUUUAAAACUAGGUAAAUUUAAUGUGAGGUAUGCGGUCUAAGUUUAUUUUUAAGGAAACUUUAAAAAAAGAAAAAAAAAAUAGCUAAAGGGGGUUGACCUUUUAAGGGGACACAUUUUUGUCAAACUACUUUUCCGCUGUCUGCUAUGUAGAAAUUGUGUCCUCUAGCAAUGUACACAUGCAACACCCAACAAGCUCCAGUUGAUUGCAAAAUCACAUUAAUAAAUUAAGUGCACUCGUUGUCUGCAAACUUUCAGGUUGCUAGAGAAUAGAUUGUGAAGGUGAUAUCUCCAGUAAAUGUAUAGAUUAAAGGAUUAUAUUUGAAGACUAUUUCACGUGUACCUGGCAACUUCCACAGUACUACAGAUUAAACUAAGCUUUAGGCCACAGAUCCUAUAAAGGCCUUAAAUUACUCACAUUUUUUUUGUCCAGUGAUAACUGAGGGGGCAGUGGUGGAUGUCACAAAAAAAGCGUUGUCAUAGAUACCACUGGGGUUUUUUUUUUUGGGUGGGGGGGGAGUUGGUUUAUUAACAUCUUUGGACAACCAUUUAUAAAUGACUUAAUGUGUGUCUUUUAUUUGCCAGACUCUCACAAACACAAGAAAGACAAAGAACAUCGUCACAAGGAACACAAGAAAGACAAAGACAGAGAAAAAACAAAGCACAAUCAUAGGUAGUUUUAUUUUAUUUUUUAUAUAUGUGUGCGUGCAAAACCUACUUAUCCAAAUUACAUUUUAAAAUGAAUAGUUUUCAGUAGCCGAGGGGGCCCUCUUUGCAAAGUCUGCAUUAAGUCCCUCGUCUCUUACAGUGACAAACCUCAAUUUGUACCUUUUUUGUGAACGUGGAUGGAGUUCAUUAAUAGAAGUUUCUACUUAGAAGUACAUGUUCCACCUGAUCUGAGGUGGCUUAGGUUUGGGAUUAUCUUCCUGACCUAGCUUAUUUCUCUACUUCAGAAUGUUGUUGUAUGUUAGUUAGAAGGUUUAAAAAAAAACUCCAGAGAGCAAAGUGUUGGCUACUUUGAGUACUUGCUCUGGUAUUGUUGGUUGAGCCUUUUCUAUUUAGUCAUGCUAUGGUUGUGUUUUAAUCAUAUUUUUGUUUUUAAAUGCUGAUUGUAAAUGCACGAGUUAACACUGAUGAUGGCAUUAAUGGUUUACAAACUUAUUUAUUUCCCACCUGUUUAUCUUCAUUAGUGAACAUCGAGACCCAUCUGAAAAAAAACACAAGGAUAAACACAAAGAUGGGGAGAAACACCGUGAAAAAGACGGGGAAAAACAUAUAGAGAAACAUCGGGAGAAAGAUGGUGACAAGCACCGUGACGAGAAACACAGAGAGAAGGAUGGCGAGAAACACGGGGACAAACAUGUUGAGAAACAUCGGGAGAAAGAUGGUGAGAAGCACCGUGAGGAAAAACAUCGUGAAAAAGAUGGAGAAAAACAUAAAGACAAGCACAAAGAGAAGGAUCGAGAAAAGAGGAGGGAAGAGAAGGUAUAGUGAAGCUUCCAUUCGAUAUAGUUUUUAAACCCGUACCAUGCGUUAGGGUGGACUUGAUCACGAUUUAAAUCACUAGUCAGUAAGACUCUAUUUGAAAUCAUGAUAUUUAAAUAUAAAAACUAAUUCUUGGUAGUUAUAAUCUUUAAUAUUUGCAGUAAGAUUACAACUUCAUAUUUAGAAUAAUAACCUGUUAGGUUGGUAAAACGGAUAUAUCAGAACUUAUUUUAGUUUAAUACAUUAAUCACUCAUAUUUGGGAAAACUACCUCACUGUAACUACUUAAAUUAUUUCAUCUAUGCUUAUUUCUCAAUAUAUUUACUCUGUACAGCCUAAACAGGAAUAUUGGUUUAUUUCAACUCCUUAAUUCUUUUUUAGCAACUGUGUAUAAAAAUGCAGUAACCAUAACAAAUAUAGAUUAUUGCUCAAGCAUGACCAUACCUAAUGGCAGUCUUUAAAAAAAGAUAUGGUGAAAUAAAAACCAUUUACCAACCUGUAGGUCCUGCCUCUUCAAACAUCACUUCUUGUGAUGUUUCAUCUUGGCCACCAGGCCUUGCAUUCAUUUCCCUUUUUUUUUUUCUUUUUCUUUUUUUUUCUUUUCUUUUUUUUUUUUCUUCACACGUGCUUUAUCCAGCGGUAGAGGAACUUCAUUAGUUUAUUCCCAAACUGGGUCUCUUUUACAGCUUGUUGCCAUUUUGCUCCUCAAGAGAGGGAAUAAAGAACUUUAAGCUACAUGCACAAAGAUUCCAAAGUUUUACUGCAUGCAGCUCCCUCCUGACACUUAGAGCCUGGUACACAUGUAUUUCACUCCAAACAAUCUUGGAACAUAGCCCCUAAGGUAUUCAUGUUUGUACAUAGAUUUGCAGAACAACGAAGGGAUUAAUGUCUUUUUGUGAACUUUUGUUUUAUUUUAUACAACGUUUUUAAUUUGAAAAAGUGCAUGUUAUAUCUGGCUGGAUAACUUUCAUUUAAUUAAUUGAAUUAAUUUACCCCAAAGAAAAAUGUUUAAACCAUAAUUUUUUUUAUUUAUUUUUUUUAUAUAAAUUCAUUGGAAAAUUCCACUCCAUCCAAAAUUAAAGCUACUUUAAAAUUUAAAAACUGGCAUUUAACCAGGGUCAUAGCAGGCCAACCCCACCAUAGCAAUAUGAUCCAAGCACUCUUACAUGGGGUACAUUUGAUCUGUACCCCUUCAUAAAUUGUCUACCAGGUCACACCAAGGUAAUAGACCUCAUCUGUCAUACUGAUAUAUUAACUGAGAAAAAAGAGCAUAUAUUAUUAGACUGUUUUGCUUUUCUAACAUAGUUUCUGGUUUUUCAUUUUGUUCUUAUUUUGUUUUUAUUUGGAUUUUGUUUUGCAUACCUCAAAAAUGUCAUGAAACAUGUAUAUCGAUUUUUUUUAUUUUUUUUAUUUAUUUUUUUAAUUAGCUUUUACUCUUCCGCAUUUCAAAUCACUGAAAGUAAAUAUCUUGCGUGUCACUCUACACUGCAUCAUAACAAUAAGAGUUUUUAAAACUAUAUCCUCAAUUUUAAACCACCCUGCUAUAUAUGGUGAUUUCCACUAACAUGCAGAUACAUUUUUUGUUUUUCCCAUUUAGAUGAAAUCUUCAAGUGGCAGUCUUAAAAUAAAGAGAGAAAAUGGCUUUGCUAGGUAAGAAUAAAGGCUUUGAUUUGCCUAUUAAAACAUGUACUUUAAAUGACACUCCAUCUUUUGGGACUCUAACCAAUAUGACAUACAGUGGCUUUUACUGUUUUACUAGUGGUUUAAUCUAUCCACCCAGGAUGUAUGUUGUAGACCUGAUCACGUCAGAACAAAGUGUUCCAUUCAUUAUUUUAUCUAAAUACUAUAGUUAUGAUAUUCAAUCUUUUAGAUAGUGUCUUUAACAUAGUGUCAUUGUACAGAUUGUCUGAUUUACUGAUUUCUUUCUCAGCCCUCCAUGCAUUAAGGAUGAACCUGCUGAUGAAGCAUACACCAUCUCUACAACAGAGAACGAAAAACCAAUUAAGAGAUCCAGGGAUGAUGAUGAGUAAGUACAAGAUAGACCACAAUUUUCUUUGAGAAUUUGUUGACUGUAGCCAUAGGUCUUAAUGGAAACCCAUGUUGAUACCAUUCCUAUUAUCCUACAUAAUGACGCUGAUUCCUCCAAAGGGGCAUCAGAAGGGAAGGGCUCAACCCAAAAGGAAUAUGACCUGGACUCAAAGCAUACUCCUUUUUCGGUUCAGUGCCAAGCCCCCCAGCUUCAGAUGCCCCUUUGGAAAUGACCACAGGAAUGUAUAAAUUGACGAGAUUUUGGAUAGCAGUGUCACAUUAGUAAACAAUUUUAUUUGAUAUAGCACUGAUAUCACCGCUGUUCUUUAAUGUUCCUUUUUUUUUUUUUUUUUUUUCAGUUUAGAUUACAAGCCGAAAAAAGUAAAAACUGAAGAUGUUAAAAAAGCAAAAAAGCGAAAGCAGGAGGAGGUAAGCUGUGUUUAGGUUAUUUUUGAUCUUGAGCUUAAAUAGACAUGCUUACCUGGAGGUUUUUUAAAUUUUAUUUUAAAGUUGAAUGGGAGUAGCUUUGUGCAAGCAUAUUCAUGAUAUUAUAAGCAGACAUAUUCAUGAUAUUCUACCUCCCCUCCCCCUUCUUGACCCCAGAAUGGCAGUCACAUCACUUAUCUGAUCAAGAAGCUGUUACCGCAUCCCAAAUUAAAAAUAAAAAUGAUAUCCCUGAAUAUUCUGUUUUUGCAAGUAUUCAUUCAGUUGCUGUUUAAACAUCUGUAUGGACUCUGAUAAAACAACCUCUUCAGGCAGAGAAUUCCACAUCCUUAUUGUUCUUACUGUAAAAAAAACCCCACAACUUUCCUUUACCAUAGUUAUCUUGCAUGAAGCUUUGAUUUGGUGUUUUGAAGUGUUUGUUUAUUGAACCAUACCUCCUAAAUAUCCAAAUAUAAUUUAUUUUUUUAAUGUGUGUUUUGUCAUCACCGUUAGGAUGUCAAGCCCAAGAGCAAGAAUAAAAGCAAAGUCACAGGCUCACAAGGGGACGGCAAAAAGCGUAAAAUAAAGAAAGAGGAAGAAGAAAAGUGGAAAUGGUAAUUGUAGCCAAGGGUAGAUCUGUUUGGUCAUAUCCAUGUUAGUGGUAAGUGGCUGACCGCUGUUUCUCUUUGUAGGUGGGAGGAAGAGCGCCAUUCUGAUGGUGUAAAAUGGAAGUUCCUAGAACAUAAAGGUCCCUUGUUUGCGCCACCAUAUGAACCUCUCCCAGACAAUGUGAAAUUCUACUAUGAUGGUAAGCAUGGCCUGCCGCUGCUUAUUUGAGACAUAAAAGAACUCUCUGGGCACCAUAACAACUUAAUUGUGUGUUGGGAGUUAUGGUAGGUGAUUAACGUACUUGUUAACUUACCUGUGUUCUGUUAGGAAAUGGUCAAAAAUAGACUUGUGCACAAAUGGCUUUUUUGAGCUGUGCUGAACGAACCAAACGCCUGUCUGUCUAUGCAUGAACAAACCGUUUCGUUCAUGCCUGCCCAACAAAGUGAUUUAUUGCAGCUGAAUGCAAUUUGUGCAGAUGUCUUGUCUACACUUCUGUGUUCAUUAGUUUUCUAUUUCUCCUGCUCCUGUGCAAUGUCCUUGUUGUUCCUGGAGUGUAAUGACACUUGGUAUUUCUUUAAUGAAAAGAGAGCGCAUCAAAUAAAAACAUUUUACACACGUUAAAUAGGUUUGUGCAUUUUUUGUGGUUUAUUUUAGAAUUUUUUUUUUUUCACUGGUGUAAUUGCUAGAGAUGUGACACUUUUUUAUUUUUCUCUUUUUAACCAUAAUCUCUGUGAACUUGUGGUUUAACUACAGGUAAACAAGUCAAGCUCAGUCCAAAUGCAGAGGAAGUGGCCACAUUCUUUGCAAAAAUGUUAGACCAUGAGUACACUACAAAGGAUAUCUUCAGGAAGAAUUUCUUUAAGGACUGGAAGAAGGUUGGUACUUUGUAUGCAUCUCCUAGUAAUCUCUUUUUUUUAUUUUUAUUUUAUUUAUUUAAUUUUUUUCCACUGGUUUCUUAAACGUUAUUUCUACUACUCUCUGCCCGCAUUAGGAAAUGACAGCGGACGAGCGGAAUCUCAUUACCAACCUUAGCAAGUGUGACUUUAAUGAACUGAGCCAGUACUUCAAAGCACAGUCUGAAGCCAGGAAGCAAAUGACCAAGGAGGAAAAGCUGGUAACUCUUCGCAACGUGCCAUCUUGAUGUCCACAAAUCCGUUCUCUUGUUCCGGCAUUGGCUUAUUUAAAUAUUUUUGAAAUAAGCAACAGCAAACUUGUUGUGCUGUAAAUGAUAUACAUUCAUCAGUACUAAAGGGUGUAUAUAUCUGUUCCCAACCUUAACCCCUUAAGGACCAAACUUCUGGAAUAAAAGGGAAUCAUGACAUGUCACACAUGUCAUGUGUCCUUAAGGGGUUAAAGAACCCUGUGCCUUCACCUACCUUUCACCUUUGCCCAGAAGAAGCCCACAACUUUAUCGUUGACAUGCCUUACUUGAGAGAGAUUUUAGAAGCCGGGAGUCAAAUUAAAACUUCUAAACAUAUAUUAUUAAGGCAUUGGUGAGCUCCGGUAUAGCAGGGCUCAAAACCUCUUAUGUGCUCACUAGAAAUUGCCCCCACCGUUCUGUAUAUUUAGAACGGUUUGAUUUCUUAUCUGGGGUCUGCCGUGUCCCACUUCCUACUACCAGUACUAAUGAUAGGGAUCUGCAGGAUGCUAAGUCAUGGUGUCAACUAAUUGCUACAAUGUUCUCAGCCGUACACUGCCGGGCUUGGCUCAUAGGGUUUCUGACUUUAUGUGAAGUGGUGGGGUGGGGUGCCUGACCGACCCAAAGUGAGAAGUCAGAUUAUUCGAAAACAGUCUGACUACUUACAAUGAGUGGGGGGUGGGGGAAGGUGUGUGUGUGUGUAAUGUUUUUAAUUUUGUCUUGAGUAAUUCUUGCACUAAUGCUUGCCUUUCCUAGAACCAAAGUAGAAAAGCUAACCCUACUGUUUUCACGUUCCUUUACCAGAAAAUUAAAGCUGAGAAUGAGCGGAUACUACAGGAGUACGGCUUCUGUAUGAUGGACAACCACAAAGAACGCAUUGCUAACUUUCGCAUUGAACCUCCAGGCCUGUUCAGGGGUAGAGGAGACCAUCCUAAGAUGGGCAAACUAAAGAGGAGGAUAAUGCCUGAGCACAUUAUAAUCAACUGCAGCAAGUAAGAGUCCAUGUUCCAUGACACUACUGUAGUAUUGAGGGAAAUAAUUAACUGUAUCCAGACACCUCUCACUUCUGUGAAAGGAUUCCAGUGAGAAAUGUAUAUAUUGGAUUAUUAUGACCGUCAAAUAUCUCCAUGGACCCAUUCUGUUACUUUUUUCUAGGGACUCAAAAGUCCCUCCUGCUCCGUCUGGGCACAAGUGGAAAGAAGUUCGUCAUGACAAUAAGGUCACGUGGCUGGUGUCUUGGACAGAAAACAUCCAAGGAUCCAUUAAAUAUAUCAUGCUCAACCCAAGUUCCCGCAUUAAGGUAAGUUAAUUGUGUUUAGAUGUACUAAUGACCACUUUUAAUUUGUGUGGUGGAUUGUUUUUGUUUUUCUCGUGACCAUGCUGUCUUCUGUUUUGGAGAAUGGUAUUCCUCUUUUGAUGUGGACAGUAUUGUGUCCAAAGAAUCUCUAAUGCUUGAAAGUUUAUUAAAAUUUAAAUGGAUUCUAGUUCUAAGCCAGUUUUAUGUAUUUAUUUAUUUUUUGCCCUCUGUUAACAGGGUGAAAAGGACUGGCAAAAGUAUGAAACUGCUCGCCGGCUAAAGAAGUGUGUUGACAAAAUCCGGAACACAUACAGGGAAGACUGGAAGUCCAAAGAGAUGAAGGCCAGACAAAGAUCUGUGGCACUUUACUUUAUUGAUAAGGUAAGGACAUUUAAUACUGAAUCAACCUCUGGGGUAAUAGAACACUCUGAAAUGUUACCUCUUUUAUAUUAUCCUACUUCUAAACCAGAUUAUAAACGUGCCCCUACUAUUUAACUCAUUCAUUUGAAGGUGAAGGAAAGCUUUCCUAGUGAGGCUUGUCAGUCUGGUACAUAAAAGCAUGGCCCUUGGCAUUAGACAUAUUUGCUGCCUGCUCACUUGUGACAUUUUAUUUCUAGCUUGCUCUGAGAGCUGGCAAUGAAAAAGAGGAAGGCGAGACUGCAGACACAGUGGGUUGUUGCUCUUUGCGAGUAGAGCACAUAAAUCUUCACCCCGAAAUGGAUGGCCAGGAAUACGUGGUGGAGUUCGAUUUCCCGGGUAAAGAUUCCAUUCGUUACUACAACAAAGUGCCUGUGGAAAAGCGGGUAAGUAAAUCCCUAUUAUUGAUGGGGAUGGGGUGGAUGGUAAUAACUUAUUACGAAUAAAGGUUUGGUUGACUAUCAGUCAAGUGUAGCAUGGGCAAAAUUGACCUGAUCGUUUAAUUUUGGAUUUUAUAUUUUUGUUGUGCAUAAUGGUGAAAACAUACAAGCUCGGGGUGCCCCGACAGCAAUCCUCAAGCAUAUUGUCUUGCAUAUCAGUAGGAUCUUUAGAAAAAAACAGGCACAUUCUGAUCAUUAAUUUUUAUUUAGGCAGACACGGUUUCUUGAUUAUUCUUCUUUUGCCAUGACCCUUUGAUGAGGAUCUUCAGUUUUAUGACUCAUCCAAACUCAAGAUCUAUUGAGUCUAGUGUGGAGCAGAUAGGGCCCCAAUACAGUUGUCCUUUACUCUCGUCUGGUUUAGGAAUUGCAUUCAAGGCACCCGAGUAUUUAAAACAAACUUGUGCUCUAGUGUUUCAUGCCUAGAAGUCCGCUGCACAUUUUUUUUAUUUUAUUUCUUUUUCUUCCAUUUCUAGGUGUUCAAGAAUCUGCAGCUCUUCAUGGAAAACAAACAGCCUGAUGACGACCUGUUUGACAGACUUAAUGUAUGUCUAUUUUAUGGUUUUGUUUAAUGUAAACAUCACAUACUCGUACAAAGCUACAAACUUUCCACUUUUCCUCUGAUGCCAAAUUUAUUGACAUCCUGUCUGACACCUUUCACCUGCUUUCUUAGUGGGUGAAGAGAAGGGAAAAACUCCACCUUUGUAACUCCACCUUUCUUCAAAGAACACUGACAUAUCCAGGGCCGUCUUUAAUUUAGAGUUCUAAGCCCUGGGCGAGCAUUUACUUGGGCCCCCUGACUACGUCUAGAUACACACAAAUACACUACCUGACACACAUGCAGAUACACACUGACCACAUAUAGAUACACACAAGAACAUACAGAUACACACAGACUACAUAUAGAUACACUGGCACACACAUAGACACACACACACACAGAUACAAACACUGACAUACAUGCAGAUACAAAGGUACACACACUGACUACUUAUAGAUACACCGACACACACACUGACAGACAGACACACAGAUACACAACCUGACACACAUGCAGAUAUACAGAUACAAACACUGACACAUACAGAUACAAAUGGACAACAUACAGAUACAGAGACACAUUCUGACAGACGUACUGACACAGACUCACACACAGAAAACCAUACUGAAACACACAUACACAAAGACAUACUGAACCACACAGACACUGAUGGACUCUCACACACACAGACAUACAGAUACACUGACAGACAUACUGGCACAUAAACACACAGACGGACAUACUGAAACACACACACACACACACACACACACACAGACAUUGACAGACAUAUUAACAAACACAGACAUACAGAACCACACUGACAGACUCACACAUAGACAUACUGACAGACAUACAGACAGACUGAAACACACAUAGACACAGACACUGACAGAUAUACAGACAUUUUGAAACUCACAGACACUGACAGACUCACAGACACAGACAUACUGGCAGACUGACACACACUACACAGACACUGACAGACUCACAGACACACUGAGAGACACAGACACUGACAGACUCACAGGCACACAGACAGACAUGCUGAAACACACAUACACACAGACAAACACACAUCCAGACAUUUUGACAUACACAGACAGCCAUACUGAAACACACAUACACACUGAACUACACAGACACUGACAGACUCACACACAGACACACUGAGACAGACACAUGCUGAAACACACACACACACACACUGACAGACAAACACACAUCCAGACAUUUUGACAUACACAGACAGCCAUACUGAAACACACAUACACACUGAACUACACAGACACUGACAGACUCACACACAGACAUACUGACACACUGACAGACAUACACACAUACAGACAUACUGAACCACACAGACACUGACAGACUCUCUCACACACAGACAUACAGAUACUGACAGACUUGCACUCAUGCAAAAUUUGAUAACCACCCUCCAGUUUCUUACCUUUUCCUGGAGGGUGGCUUCCCUGGGGUCCGCUGGGGUGGCUGGGAGUUAAGCUCCCGGCCUGGCCCCCUCCGGAACAGCUGGUCCUCCCGCGCGGCUCCUGUUUCUGUGGGAGGAAGUGACGCACGGCUGUCACUUCCUCCCAGUGCUGCCGAAAAGCAAGGGCCCGGUCGCGCUGUUAAAGUGCCACAGGGCCCGACCGGGCCCCUGCUGACACAGGCCCACCGGGUGGCCCUAAGUGCAUGGGCCACUCGAUGGGCCCCCAUAGUUUGCGGGCAGAGGGCAAACAGGGUAGUUACCUCGGGCCCCCCAGCAGGGACAGGGCCCGGGGCAGCUGCCCCGUUUGCCCCGCGUUAAAGACGGCCCUGGACAUAUCCCAUGAGUGAAUUCUAAGAUUAUUUGUCUUGCAGCAUCGAUCUACAGACAUAGGCAUGGUGCAUAUGUCAAUUUGUGCACAGUCACCUUAUAACCCAGUAAAUUUAAAAACCAGCCUUUUGGUUGGUUUAGUGUAAGAAGAGAUCCCUUUCGAUGAUAGUGGCCAAUGGGAUCCUUCUAAAUGUGACCUCUGGAUCCAUAAGUCUAUUGCUUCGUAUAGAUCCUUUUAUUGUUAAAAUAUCCAUCUAGUUUCUCCUUUUCAUUACUAUUACAAAUUGAUUCUAAAUUCUGUCUGUGUUUAAUGAUGCUUAUUAUGUAGGUUUGUUGUUUUGUUUUUUUGUGUGCAGGGGGAGGGGUUUACCAGCUAUUAAAUAGUUUCCCUUCUCUCUCAGACUUCUAUUUUGAACAAACACCUUCAGGAUUUGAUGGAAGGAUUAACAGCAAAGGUGUUCAGAACAUACAACGCCUCCAUUACCCUGCAACAACAACUUAAUGAACUAACAAACGGUAAGUCCAUGAUCAACUGAAAUGUGCUAAUGAUGGGGCAAUUGUCAUUAAAUUAUGGCUGUAUGACUGGUCUAAAGGAGCUUUACUCCAGAGAACAAAUGGCUAACUCAUCAGUUGUCUAGCUAUGCUGUGUAUCUGCAACUAUUGACAGGAUAUUACUGAAACCCUUAUUGGUGGUUGUCCUGCUUCUGAAGGGAUCCCUUAAAAGGGAUCUGCUAUUUUUGUGCUAUUUUGUAGUUUUAACAAGUCUACAGUACUAUCACCUUAUAUUUGGAUAACAGAAGAAUGUUACGAAACGUCAUGCUUUCAUGCAAAAUGUUAUAAUGGAAGAAUGUUUGGUCAACCAAACCAAAGCUCUAGGUCACCAGUUUGAGCAAAGUUCGUGCUAGAUUGGCCCACAUAGGUAGCUAUGGUUUGGGGUGGAGGUAAAGCAAUACAUUGCUAGAAAUUCAUUUUAAUUCAGAUCCUGCUUUGAGAAAACUUGUGAUAGUGGGUGUCACUUUAAUCUUCUUGUGCAACAUGUGGAGAUCACAACGAGCAGACAGGUAACAGGAUUUUCCAGAGUCUUGCUUUGUAAUGCAUUUCUUUAACUCCCACCACAGGUUUAUACUAAUCAGAGAAGAAACAUUGUGUACAGAGCAAAUAUUUUGAUCAAUCUGUAUGUCUCCACAGGUGAUGAUAAUGUCCCUGCCAAAAUCUUAUCUUACAAUCGUGCCAACAGAGCAGUAGCCAUCCUGUGUAACCAUCAGCGUGCACCCCCCAAAACAUUUGAAAAAUCUAUGAUGAACCUACAGACAAAGGUGGGUACCGGUGUAGAUCUGGGUGAAGUGUGGGGGGGGAGACAAGGGUUUUUUAAUUUACUGGGUUAUAAGGUGAAUGUGCACAAAUUGACAUAUGCACCAUGCCUAUCUCUGUAGAUCGAUGCCAAGAAAGAUCAACUGGCUGAUGCCCGACGAGAACUAAAGAGUGCCAAAGCAGAUGCCAAAGUGAGGAGAGAUGAAAAGACUAAAAAGUAAGUUAAUGGUGGUUUUCCCUUCUAUUUUGUGUUUACUUUUAGAUACGGACUAGAUUCUUAGAUCCCAGUUUUUCAGUUUCUAGCACUUUGGUUAAUGCCUGCAGAGAAUGAGCCAUCUUCCAUGGAAAAAUGUAUUUGUGCUUACUGUUGAUACAGUCACGGCUGCCACCAGAAAUUUUGGGGCCCUUGACAAAGCACAAAGUCUGGGCCUGCCCACAGGACUCCUACCUAGUCCGCUGCAAAAGAUGCAGGACUAAAUGUGGUGUGUAUAGUGGAAGUGAAUUAGUGUGUGUAUGUGUAUGUAUGUAUGUAUGUAUGUGUGUAUAUAUAUAUAUAUAUAUAUAUAUAUAUAUAUAUAUAUAUAUAUAUGUAUAUGUAUAUGUAUAUGUAUAUGUGUGUGUGUAUAUAUAUAUAUAUAUAUUACGCACGCAGCCACGGGCCCCCGGCUCUGUGUACAUGCAGAGGGGGCCCAGCGGACUGCAAGUGUACUUACAAGCUCUUCCCUCUCUGUAACUCCCGCGAGACCCGCGGCUGUCAGAGCGUUGCCAUGGUUACCAUGGCAACGCUCCGCGGGGCACGCACACAUGCCAUGCUCGCCGGAGUUACAGAGAGGGAAGAGCUUGAUAGAUAGAUAUAUAUGGAGAGAGAGAUAUAUAUAUAUAUAUAUAUAUAUAUAUCUCUCUCUCUCUCUCUCUCUCUCUCUCUCUCUCUCUAUUUCUCGAUCAUCGCUAUAUAUAUGUGCAGAGAGGCAAUGUGUGGCCCACGACUGCCAGAUCAGUCCGGGUUCCCCAGGACCGCCAUGCUGGUGACCACCAUUAUGGUUGUCACCCCCUGAUGGCGGCCGUGGAUACAGUCACUGAUCUUUUUCCCUCCCCUCCUUCAUUCUGUCUUAAUGUAGGGCACUCGAGAGCAAGAAAAAAGCUGUACAAAGGAUAGAAGAGCAGUUGAUGAAGCUGGAGGUUCAGGCCACUGACAAAGAAGAGAACAAACAGAUAGCCCUUGGAACCUCCAAAUUGAACUACUUGGAUCCACGAAUCUCUGUAGCUUGGUGAGUUUCUCUCAAAAUGGGUCCUGUCAAGUUCAAUUAAAAUAUCAAUAUCCUCUUGUUUUUUGGUCCUGUGAAAUAAUGGUGGACAACAUUUUUUAAUUUUUUUUUUAAUUUAAUUUUAAUAUUUUAAUUCUGUUUGUUUACCCUACCUCAAGCAAAGUCUUAUUGUCCCCCUUGUUGAAUUAUCUCCUGAUGAUGAGCUUGGAUUAUUUAUAAAUCUUUUUUUAUUCUCUCUGCUCAUACUGACUUAUUGUUGUGUGUUGUCCGCAGGUGUAAGAAGUUUGAUGUCCCCAUUGAAAAGAUUUAUAACAAAACUCAGAGGGAAAAAUUUGCGUGGGCUAUUGAUAUGGCAGAAGAAGACUUUCAAUUUUAAUGCAUGUUUGGGAGAAUGAGAAUGUGGUGUAAAACCUUAAGAUUAAUUUUAUUUGAAGCCUGGAUGUUGCCUCAAAACAUGAGUUUUUGUUUUUAUUUUUUGUUUUUUAGAACGCUGUGAGCCUUACAACUUAUUAACUGUUAUAUUAAUUUUUGUAAUUUCUUAUGGUGGGAAGGGGAUAUGCAGCAGAUUAAGGGGAGAAAGACGCAUAUGAAAAUGGCAAAGAAGAUAACUAUUUAAAUCCACAGGAGGAAUUUGGGGUAAAAUUGAAAAAUUGUCCCCAUUGCUGCCUUUUUAGUAUUGUCCUAUGGACAAGGACUAUAUACAUAUGUACAAAAUGGGAAACCGGAAAUUGACUGCAUUGUUUUUAUGUGUUUUGAGACAGGAGGUUUUCACCAGGCAAAAAAAAUCACAAAAAAAAAUUGUAUAGAGAUUUAAAAGAGAGAAAAAACCCUGUUUUUAAUUUUUUCUUAUUUUUUUUUUCAUUUUUUUUUUUUUUUGCAAUAAUGUCUAUUUUAUUAGAAAAAAAAAUAAGUUGUACCCUUCCUCUUUCAUCUGGACAUAUCCCCUUUCCCCAAAUUACUUUAAAUGUUUUGAUUUUUUUUUUUUCUGCAACAUUUUGUGUUAUUCUGGCAGCUUGAGGGGUUAAGUAAUUUAAUUCCUUUUACAACCCACUAAACGUGAAGCAUAGAUUCUGACCAAAUCACCAUGUUUUGGUUUUCGAGACUUAAACAGGCACAUUAAUGAAAACAAAUGUGAGUUUGCUUUUGAGUUUCAAGAGGUGGGGGAGGAAGUCGAAUAUUUUAUUUAGAAAUGUGAAUUUUUUUUUUUUUUUCUUAUUUUUUUUUUAAUAUUAUUUAAUCUUUCUUGUUAGCAUAAAGCAGAAACUAUUUUAAAAUUGUAGGAACAUUACAUUUGCAGGUCUAAAUGUCUUUUUACACCGCCCAAACUUUGAUUAAAUUGCUUUUCAUAUCUGGGAGGCUAGAUCCUGUAAGUGCAAUGGAGACCAAAAUAGCGAAAAUAUUUUACCAAAAAAAAAAAAAGCAAAAAAUUAAAAAAACUUUAUUUAUCUUGAAACCUCAGUGCUCCUACCAGUGGGUUUGUGGGGUUUUUUUUUGUUUUUUUAAUCUCACAGAAAUUGUUCCUUUUUGAGUUCCAAAAAACCAACUACAUUCAGGGAAAUUUUUUUGCAUUUUAAGAGAUUUGGAACUUUUUGGUGAGUUGCAGUGCUACCCCUUUGGGGCCAAAGGAGGCUGUACUGGCUGCAAUGGGCUUUAGCACUUUUUAAAUACUAGAAAAUAAAUUUUAAUCUGGGAUACCAUCAAUUUUAUAAGCGAGCACUACAAAAAAAAAUGAAAUAUUAGAUUGCUUUUCUUUUUAAUUCAUCGCAUUUAGUGUAUUUAAAAAUUGAGUUUGGGGGGAAAAAUAUUAUAAAGAACUUUUAAUGUGAAUUUUUGCCUAGAAUCCUCAUUCAUCUACUAUGUACAAAAAUACACUGAGAACACCAUAACAGUCUUUUAUGUGGACUUGUUUUAAUUUCUCUGUUAUCUUCUAUUUUUACCAUGAAUCUGCCAUUACUGGAGUGUAGGUUAUUUAAAAUAAAGUCCUACAACUUGCA
Molecule: messenger RNA, 23649 nt
Organism: Pelobates cultripes (western spadefoot toad)
Lineage: Eukaryota; Metazoa; Chordata; Amphibia; Anura; Pelobatidae
Source: the annotation of a GenBank genome assembly